Porites evermanni is the source of this 19607-nucleotide messenger RNA. NCBI's taxonomy places the organism in Eukaryota, Metazoa, Cnidaria, Anthozoa, Scleractinia, Poritidae. The record is from the annotation of a GenBank genome assembly.
AUGAUUAUUGUUGACAAUGUGGUGGUAAGUGAAAAAAAAUUAAACAAUUAAACAAACAGGCCUGUCUGCCUGUAAACAAAAAAAAUACAUCCGAUUACAAGCCACCCCUGCCCCCCAGACACGUGAAAUGUAUUGAAAUGUAUUCAAAUGAAUUUGAUUUAUUAUUACGUUUUGUCUUUGUAACUUUUAACCAGUAAAUGCAAAACAUAUUUCCACAAGCACCCCUAUAGUGGCCUCGCAUUCCAGUUAUAAGCCCCUGGGAUAUAAGCCCCUGGGAUAUAAGCCCCUCCAUUUAGAAACGCUCCUAAAACCUCUUACUAAGCAACCCAAGGCUUAUAAACGGCAGUUUAAGGAAUUCUGGUUACAAAAAAAAUCCAGUACUGAUGCAUCCAGGAUUGCGAACAGCUUUGAAAUUUAUAAAAAUCAUCUGCAAUAAUUACAAAAAUUCACAAGGCCAACAGUAAUAAAAUGGAGGGACAAAAGCAAAUGAGUUGAUGAAAGCUGUCAAUGAAAACUGAAUCAAUCAGUUAACAUGUUCCAUUGAGGAGUUUUAAGUGGAGAGAAAGCAAUUUUGUUCUUGUACACCAGCAUACACAGCCACCAUGACAUCACCUGAAAACCAGUGAUAAGGGACUUGUCAGAAAUUAGCAGGGGGGGAGGGGGGGUGGAAACAGAGGGAGGGUCACAACUUUUUGAGACUCAGAAAAGGGAGGGGUCAUAAAAAAUGGGCCGUUAAAAGGGGGAGGGUCAUGCAAAUAUAUGCCCGUGAUCAUGUAGAGGUUCACCCACAGAAGAAAAAGGAAGUUCUUUAUCUGUUAAAAGAAAAAAAAAGAACAAAAAAAAAGAACAACGGAACAUUAUGGAUAUUAACUAUGACGUAGUAUUGCAAGAAUUUAACAAACAUCUACUUUUCAUUUAUAACAAUGCUAUAGAGUCUUAUUGCAAUUAUGAAUAAUGUUGUUAAUGUUACUAGAGUUUUGGCUUUCCUUUUCAUCACUGUCUUCAGCAUCACCAUUAGUGCUGCUGUGAGCAUUUUGAUCAUCAUCAUUUAUGUCAUCAGCAUUUUAUUUAUUUUAUUGGCUUCGCAUUGAUACAAUCACUUUCAUCACUAUCAUGAUUUUCAUUUAAGUUGAAGCGUAGAUAUUGCAUGAUAAUUUCCUGUGAUUCAUUGAUAAACAAUCCCUUCUCAAAGGCAUAUUGGAUAUAUGGCCUUUGUGCUUUGAGGCAGAGCCCACUUAUUAAUUCAUAAUGAAGAGAUUAUGAGCCAAUAGGCUCUGUAUUCAACAUCAUGCGACUCCGCUGAGAUGCAAUGGUUUCAAUAACUCUUUUGCAGUUAGCUUCCAAUCUUUUUGCCCUAGCUUUUUUUUUUUUUUGCUUUCCUUUUAUUUUGUUUUUGUUUCCUUCCUCUUUUUUCUUGUUGGCUUGGAAUACUACACCCUAAAGAGCCUGGAACAUUUUUCUUUCAAUUCUGUAAGGUGGGGAGGGUCAUGAUAUUUUAGGCCAAGCUCAAGGGGAGGGUUAGCAAAUUUCACUCCCAUUGCAGGGAUGGGUCACCUAAUUUCCGGACCCAAAUUUAAAAUUCCCACCUCCCCUCCCCCCCUGCUAAUUUCUGACAAGUCCCUAAUGGCAAAAAUGCAUGUACCUGGCCACCUGUUACUAUGUCAUAACAUUAAGCGAGAAUGUUACUUUUGACUGUUAAUCAGCAAUUUUCAUAAAAUGUUUUUUUUUUUUUUGUCAGCAUGUUGUUUAACCCAAUAACGGUAAAUGAGGACGAAAAGAUACAAUUUCAAAGAUAUAAAUACAAAUAAAUAUUGCUUUUUAACAUUAGCGAUAUUGCUGCCGAGAAUGUACAUUAUACGCGCAUACCGAAAUUACUUACGUUUAUUGCGCUGAGCAUCUUUCUCUCCUCCGGCUUUGAAAGAAGACAGUAAACACCCUGUAUGCAGCAAAGGUCACAGUGGGUGCCGUUUCGAGCUAUCACAUGUUGAAAUCUGCCAGGCGCUAGCCGGGGAGACUGGGACAAAGUAUGAGGAACUCGUACCCAGCUUCUUGCUGGGGUUCCUGCAAAAUUAUGUCUCGCCUGACUGGUGUGAUCCAAGCCGUUAUCAAAAAUCGUUAAAUUUGUAAACUUUGCAAUUUGCGAUGAAUUUGUAGAAUCGGCAGCACGGCUUUGCUCACCUUUUCAAGGGGAGAAAAAUUUUGCAAGAUUCACAGAAGUCUUUAUGAAAUAUCGUUAAUUGUGUUAAUUUUGUCCCCUGCGUUCAAACCUGGACAAAAGUUCUUUUAUCACUUUUAGUACAAGAAGUACCAGCGAAGUAUUGCGGAGGUAAAACGAAGAGUUUUUACCCUUGUAAACGCGGUAGAUGUGGUAGGUUAAGCAUAAUUCAAUAACUCUUUAAAACUGAAUUGUAUGAAUACAUCUGUGAACUGAAGAAAUCAGUGUUUCACGAAUGCAUUUAAAUCUGAUAGUAUGGCUUAGAAUCAUAGUAUCAAUGUGUCAACCCCUGCAAUCUCUCGUAACAGGGUCGAGAUUAUAUAUUAAAGCCUGAGAUUUGUAACUCAAGUUUGUAAGUGAUAGGUUAUAAUCGAGGCCUCAUCAAAACGAGGCUGCGAAUAACAGGAAACGUCAUCAUUGAUAAAGGGAUCCGGUCGGGUUCCGAAAGCUAAACUUUCAGCAAAUUGUUGGCGUUGAAGAAUAUUUUUUUAUAAUUUGUUUUUGUUGUUUUUUGUUUGUUUAUUUCUCUUUUUUUCUUUUGUUUUUGUUUUUUUGUUUUUACUGCUCGCCAUCUUUAGAUAUACCGCAAGAUAAACAUCCGAGUGGUUUUAUCGGCUUUGGAGAUAUGGACGGACAAAGAUCACGUACCAUUUGUGAAGCAAGCAGGCGAAGAUUUGAGGAACUUCAAAAAUCACCGUUCAAGCAAUCUUGCUGGCAUCAAAUACGACAGUAUCCAUUUACUAAGGUCAGAAAAAUAGUUUAAAUUCAUGAGGGAAAGACUGAUACUUACAUCUAAAUCACGGCGACGCUUUUCUCAAAAAAAAUAAAUAAAUAAAUAAACAAAAAUAAAAAACGUUACUGGAUCGGAAUUGCUUGGUCAAGUUUGUUCCGCUAGGCAGGCUAUGUUCGCCCCAUGUAAGGGAAUCCAGAUUCCGGAAUCUGGAAAUAUUUGCAUGUGGUUUCCGGAAUCCUGGGCUUUGGAAUCCGGAAUACAGCUCAAGGAAUCCGGAAACUUACUAAGGAUUGGAAUCCAGAAUCCAAGUUCCGCUGACAAAGAUUGGAAUCAAGUACCUGGAACUCGCGGGAAUCCACGGCGUGCAAUCCAGAAUCCAAGACUAUCUUAGAUUCCUUUACAUGGGGCGACCAUGUUCGCAACCAUGUGCCGACACGAAAAGAUAUCCGGCGUAGUAUGAACACCUAUCCGAUACAGUGCAGGGCGGUCAACCCCCCACGUCUUCAAAUAUUGAGAAUUUAUGCAAUAGGGAUGAUAAAUGACGUCAUAAUGCAAAUGGCACAUGACGUCAUUUGUGGGGAAAAAACGCGGGAAAAAGAUGUUGUUGGAAUUGUAACAUUUGACCAAAUUAGCUUACUUCCCACCAAUCACAUUAUUGCUUAUAUUACAAUGGCAUACCAGAGUUAGUGAGGAAACGUUCGUUGUUAACAGUAAAAUAGCUCAACAACGCAAUUUUGAAAUUUUCAUUUUCAGAGAGUCUAUUCUACAAGAAAUUGCAAACUUCGGCAAUUAUCCGAGAGAUUCCAGACUCUAAUCUGGAAACCGAGACAAACGGUUCAAAAUCUGGAGUCUCCCGGAUUAUCCGGGAGAGUUGACAGCCCUGGUAGCGUGACUCUCCACUUGAGAGGUCGGUGCGUCGCAGAUUCGCUCCGUUACAGAAAUCGCGCCGAAAUAACCGUUCUUGUGUGUGAACAGUAGCCCUAUAUCCGGUAUGAUUUUCGUUCCGGCACAAAAGCUAUCCAGUAAAGUUUGAACAUAGCUCGCAUCUCACAUCUCUCAAUAUAACUUGGUGAUUCUCAUCUCAGGGGUAAAAUGUGGGACGAUUUUGGAGGGAUGGCGUAUAGAGGAGAAAUAUGUACUAGAAGAUCCCUCGGUGUUGACGCGGUAAGUCAAGAAUUGUUCCGAAACUUCCUUAAUUUGUGUGAAGUAUACAAUACAGGCUUUUUGCUGGGGUUGCGCAAAUAUUGCACACAUAUACUGUACCUACACAAUUCUGUCUCCUUGAGCAAGUCUUUUUGACGAUCGAAAAUAGAUUUGUCUAGUUUUCGAGACAGGCUUGGGCUGUAUUCAUAGACUUUAAUAUUCUAGCUAGCGCUGUGGCUCCUACAUAAUAACCUUUCUCGGCGUAAUAACGUUCUCGUCUUUGUUCAAGUUUUAAUUAACGUCUUUUCUGUUUUUGGUUGCCAGUGGAACUACUGGGGAUCACUUGGUCCUUGGCUGGCUCUUUCUCACGAACUAGGACAUAACUUAAACUUCGACCACGACAAUAGUAUGUAUAGUCAUUUUAAAGCUGUUUUACCAUUCAGUUGUUCAGGACGAUUUAGUUGAAAAAAUGUCUGAUAUGCGAUACGACUAUCAUUAUCACGACUUCAUCAUUAUUCAUAGUCGUAGUCAUCUUCAUCAUCAUCAUCAUCAUCAUCAUCAUCAUCAUCAUCGUAAUCAUCAUCAUCAUCAAAAUCAUUUAUUUCUCUUAGUCGCAAGAGAAACUGGGGAAAAUUGAAGUUGGUCACUGUCGGGACUUUAAUUUAUGGCUAGCACAAAAAAAUGUAUAUAUAUGUUUACAAUAAGUACUUGAAUAACAAGGGUAGAAUAUAUCUUCUAGAAGGAAAGGAUAACACCCAUGCCAUAAGGUUGUUUAGCUGUUAUCGUGUCUGACGCAUUGGCAGCGUCUCGAAACGUUUUUUCUUUGGCUCUAUUUGCUAAAACCUUGCAUAACUUAUAUCUUACUUUCGUAUUUUGGCCACUAGAAUGACUCAUGGAAUUAAAAGAAAUAGCAUGAAGUCUUGUGAAACUCUACAUUCCUACUGAAUAGCUGUUACUCCCUCUAUAAUUACAGUUUGGCCGAGUUGCAAGUGUCUAUCUCCUCGUGGUUGUGUCAUGGGAAGUUUCAAGUGAGUGUCGCCGUUCUUACAUUAGUGCGAACAUUUUUCUAGCUUCUAUCUGUAAUGCUGCUUAAGGGUUAGGUCAACGUACUCUUGUAUGCAGAGUACGGUUCAGUACGGAAGUCUUUGACUCCCCUUAGUGGAGUAAGGAGCGGUUAUGCACAUCUGGCGGUUUUGUUUGCCGAGCGCGAAAUGACCAGCUAUCUGGGAAAUGUUUGCUUGUGAAAACUAAAAUCCUGGGUUUUGGAAUCUGGAAUUCAGUCCAAGGGAUCCGGACUCUCGCGAACAGCCACAAUCCGGAAUCUGCUGACAAGGAAUGCGGAAUCCACUGUGUGGAAUCGAGAAUACAAGACUGUCCACGAUCAUCUUAUGGGGCGACUUCGGGCUUGCUGAUCAGUUAUGACAGAACGUUCUAGACCGUAUUAAGAGAUUUUCAUGGAGACUAAUAUAUUUUUCUUUAUCUUACAAAGGACUCGUGUCCCUGGGUUCUCGGACUGUAACUUACAGAACAUGUCUUCCAUUGAUGACAGUUGUCUUUACAACCUGCCUAAGAAGGUAAAACAUCGAGCGCAAGUUCCGAGUAUAAAAACUCGUGUGUAGCUCUUUCCUACGUUGCAAGUGAUGAUCGUGAUCCAGUACUAUGCACUUCGAAAACGAGGACAUCUGAGUAGGCGAUUAGGGUAUCAAUGAAAAUUAAGGUGAUGCUCUUCCUUCGAUUUUCAUUUUUAAUAGCUCCGAUCUGCAUACGUGCUAGUGGACGAAGGACUUGUAAGGCCAGCAAAAUUUUAUGACUCUUGUCAUACCCUGUGUGAUCACAGUUCGGUAAAAAUAGUCAGUUGGUGCAAUCUGCGCAGUUUCUAAACCGAGGUCCUUACGAUAUGUUGAAAAUAGAAAAGAAUGAGUAAAAAAGAUCUCAAAAAAAUAGCCUAUUUAAACAAGUCACGACCCGUUUUUCUCUGAGGGUUUUAAGUGAACCGGAUCAGACGAAUUUCAAUCAAGCGGAAGUACCCUUGUAGAAGUUUCGUAGUUAAAUAACACUUUCUUGCUAAGCAUGGAGGAUCGGACUACUAAUAGGUCCAGCCCUUUACUUAAGGGCAUAAGCACCUGAGUUUGUUAAUAUUUUUAGGUAGUAAAUCCGCGAUGCGGAAAUGGCAUUCUGGAGCUUGGAGAAGAGUGCGACUGCGGUACAACAGAGGUAUAUUUAAAUAUUUGUUAAAAGCACUGCACACCUGUAAUAUUUUUGCUGUAUUUAAUCUCCUAGAGUUGCCAAAAGUCCACUGAGUGAUCUUAUGCGUGAGCGCCGAACGAAGGUGCGAGGGACCCGACGUCUUAAGUCUUAAGCCGAUGUUAACUGACAAUAGUUGGGGUGCCCGGAUUUUGUGACCCGCCUAAAAAUUCCCCCAAUGAUCACAAUCCAUAUUCCUGGACCUUGGGGUUUAUAUUUUUUACGGUUUAUUGAAAAGUUUUCUUCAAUGGAAAUUAUAGGAGGUGAAAUAAGCGUAACAACAAAAGAAAUGAAUACGAGAAUUUCUGACUAAAAUAAGCCUGUUUCAACUCGAUUGGCUUAAUAAUCCCACGAUCACUGACAUAGAGUUGUUUAAUUGCAGGAUUGCAAGGUGCGAGAUCCCUGUUGUGAGCCAAACGACUGUCGCCUAAAGAAGUCCUCCCAGUGCAGUGACUCUAUGAGUACAUGCUGUCAGAAAUGUCAAGUACGAGAAAAUUUUACUUCAGUAUACAGCUACUUUAAUUCACUAGAACAAAUAGCUGCAUUGCUCUGUAGGGAAAAGUUAGUGGCAAACGAAAAACGGGACGCCUGAGAGGGAAUUAUGCGGACAUUGCGAAAGGUUGUAAAUUCAGCCCACUUUAGAGUGACAGUUUGUUUCAAGCAGAGUACACUAAUCAAGAGCAACAGGGCUCAAGAUAUCACCUUUACUAAUUAAGAAAGAGUUGAUUGAUUUAAGUUCAUAUCAUAUCAAUUUUUGUGAUGAUGAUGACGACGAUAAUGAUAAGUCAUUCACUCUAACGAUUGAAAUGAUUAUAAACGAUAAUUACUUAUGGGUCGUGCUGGAAUUGUCAGUCAGUCCGACAGAAUUCGUUUAAUUGUUGGAAUAGGGUUUGUUUGGAUUAUCUUUGAAAGUCUACAGCAUUUAAGAUUAUUUGUGUGGUUUUGCACUGCCUUAAAAGCCACAUCUGAUUGUAACUGUCACUAUUUUCAUAUCUGGUAUGUCAUUAUAGCCUAAUGGCACAGCAUCGAUCGACUCUCAUGAUGCUACAUGAGGCAAUUGUGAUAAGGACAUCGCUCAGCAUCAACACUUCUUUUAAAUUGCCUAAGAACCUUUUUUUUUCCUUUUCCUUAGUUCUCUCCACGUGGAACUUUGUGCCGUAAGAGUAGUGGAGAGUGCGAUGUUGAAGAAGUUUGUUCUGGAAGGUCUGCGGAGGUAAGACUUAAUCCAGCCUUGAAGUUGGAAUCCGUUUAUGGCAAGGAAAUUUAUCAAAUUUUACUUGAUAUAUAAAAAAAUGGCACCAAUUGUACGGGUAGAUUUAGAGACCCUCUAUGACCAGAGCUUAUACAAUUAUAUUACUUGAACUCAGAGUUGUUGACACUUUCACUUUAUGGGGAAAACUCGUUCCCAGUUAACAAAUAUUUGGUCCAUCGAUCGCGAGUUAGUAAAGUCAUUUUACGACCCUGACGUUUCGAGCGUUAGCAGGAGCUGAUUACUCAGGGCCUUUAUCUCCCAUAUAAGCCCUUAGAGUCAACUCUUUCUUGUUAAAAUUUCUUUUAGGAAACAGCUUUCGCGGAAUUUUUUUCACUCCUUCUAGGUAAUAUCUAAUCAGAGCAGAGCUAUGAUAUACGUCACACGUUGAGCCACAGACGCGCGAUCUGAAAUCACUGGCAAUUAUGACGGUACCCAGCCUCGAAAUUUUAUCGGAUGAUAGUUCUCAUUUCUGAUAUUCUAAUUGGGUUAAAAACAUCUUCUUAAAGUCUAGUAGCAAAAGAAAACGUAGAUACACUCAUGUGACGUCUUCAAGUUUCGUUGUAAUGUUGACAGUCAUAAGUUUUACCAAAAACAAGCCGCUCCAGGCCCUCGACAGCGGGUUAAAUAGAUAUUGAAAAUCCAUCUCUUUCGUUACCUUAUUGUACUGAUUAAAUCGCCUCUAGAAAACUUUGGAGCUUUUUACUAAGUCCACAAAGGAGCACACUGCAUUAAGCUACAGUUUAUUUUGAUGAAGUCAAAAGUAUGCUGUUACAGUUCGCGGACUGCAUCUUUCGCCGGCUCCUGGCGUUAGCCCUUCUUAAUAUUGAUUCAAGGGAUUGGGGGUUGGAGGUAGUUUUUAUCUCGAAUAGUGGAGCAGUGCAGCUGUUAGUGGAACUGGUAACAGGAAAAAGAAAAUAAAUAUGUCGAAUGAAACGCGUGGUCACACAAAAAUGCAAAAAGCAACUUUUAUAAGUCUUUAUUCGAACAGACACACUUAUUGUUCCAUUCGUGGGCCCAUAUAUUCUCUGUAUCAUGUUAUGCUACAGUUUUGCAAACUAAGGUAAAAGGGUUUCAAAGACUAUUGUCAGAGUUGGAAGGGACUGAAGCGUUGAAGUGCCAGAUAAGGUUAUUCUAAAACAAAUGAUGUUAACAAAAAAAGGAAAGAUGGAAGAGAAUUGAAAAGGACUGACUAUGCCGGGUUUUUUUGUCUAUUGUCUAUUGUUAGAGUUGGAAGGAACUGAAGCGUUAAAGUACCAGAGAAUGUUAUUCUAAAACAAAUGAUGUUAACAAAAAAAGGAAAGAUGGAAAGCUAUGGAAGAGAAUUGAAAAGACUGUGUUACAUGACUGACUAUGUCCGUCCUUUUUUUCAGUGUCCAUCAGAUGAUCAUAUAAAAGAUGGACGCACAUGUGAGGGGGAGGGAGAGGUAUGUAUUUAAUAUUUGCUUAGUGUGUGUCAUUCCAGAACUCAUCUUAGCUAUUGUUACUGUAUUUUUGUUUCCCUUUGACAGAUUUUACAAGCUUCUCCAAUUUUCGAGUGAUAUACCAGUGUAUGUAUUUAGCAAAUCACUGAAAAGUAAUUAGAACAAGAAAUGAAAUAAUGCAUUUUGGUCUUCUGAAUGGCAAAAACACCGUUAUUUGUUUGAAACAACAAUUUUGAAACAGAUGAACAGAUGAUAAGAAAAAAGGAGGGAAAGAACACUACAAUAACGAAAAUUGAAUCGGUCGGUUCUUUUUUACUCAUUUUUUUCUUUCAGCUACUGUUAGGAAAGUAUGUUGGGAAUGUGAAAAUGACGAAACUUUCUCGGCCAAUCACGGCCAGGCACGUCAGAAUUAGUCCUCAAUAUUGGGAGAGAGGCCUCUGUACUAAAAUUGACUUACUUGGAUGUGGAAAAGGACCUUCAGGUAACCGAAAAAGUAAAGUAGCAUUUGCUUAAAUCUACAUUAAACUCUAAAGCAUCACUCUCCCAAUUAUAAUCAAAUCAUUUGUUGGCUUCACACUAGAGAAUUCAAGUCUAAUCUACGCGUACUUGGAACGUACUUUAAGGGUGAUAGGGGUAAAUUGUACUCCGACACAAACUUUACUUGGUGGCCAUGGAAAUGUUCGUAGUUCAAAGAGGCUGAAGUUCGCGCAAGGUAUGAUCUACACCACACUUGAGCAUACACUUGACCAAUAGGAAAUGGAAGCCAUCUAAAAGCAAUGUGCACGAUGUGCACGUGCAGAGGUUCCAAGAUUCUAACGAGCGGACAUAUAAACAUUCCAAUCCAGACCUCAGUUAGCUAAGGGCAUUGCGGACGACGCCAAGCCCAAGCCCUACGGCUAUUUCUUUGCCGAAAAGCGCGCGUUGUUGAGCCAUUCUAGAGAAACACAGAAGACGACUUCGCUUGUUGUUAUUGUUGUUGUUGUUGUUGUUGUUGUUUGGCCGUUGCUACGUAGAAAAUGAAUUGCGCAAGCAGGACUUGUAGGGUGAAAACCCUUUGAGUUAAAAGUAACGAAAAAAUUAAUAAAUACGAAAAUGAUUUAGUGGCGAGCAAUCGCUUUUUGAUAUGCGUGGUCUGAUUUUACCCACAAAAUGAUUGACAGCUUGCACUGCAAGUAAUAUACUUGAAGUGUUAAGCCAUGUUUUCAACAGAGAGACUUAAGAUUUUCAAGUACACUUGAAUAAAGUGCCUACUUGAAACUAACUUAGCUUCUGGUGUGGAGCAAACAAUUGAAUGAUUUUUACAGAAACCAUUAUUGUUGUGUUGUGUUGUGCUGUGUUGUGUUGUUGGUUUUGUGUUACGUCAUUUAGUGAUUGCACCCGUCUGUAUUUCUACGAAACUUUUACAAAAUGACGUAAGGCAAACAACAUGUCUGCUUGGAAAUUCGAGAUUAAUCAUUGAUUGCACUCACUCGUAAGAAGAGCACUUUCUUAUCUCCAAAAAGUCAUGCAGUGUUCUUUUUGUUGAAUAAAACACCUUUGAAAUACUAAAACAUCUAACUUUAUUUCUUUUCUGCCGCAAAAAAGCGCGAUUUAUAAUGUAACUAUAGCAACGGUGAUCUAUUUACGUGUGAAGAUAACAUGUUACUAUCACGUAUGAUAUAUCACAAUAAAGGUAUUUCAAUGGUAGUUAAAAAAUAAAGUGUAAUAUAAUUAAAUAAUAAUGAUGAUGAAUGAAUGAAAUAAUCAACCCUUAUUCUCUAAUUCCAGUAUCUCCGGCGGCUCCCACAUCUAUUCAGGGCUAUGACAACCUAUGCGUUACAUCACAAGGUGGAUCAUCCUGUUUAACCAAUAAUGGAACACAGCUGUUCUAUUCUGCGCAAGCAUCGUACCGAGACACGUCAGCUAAAUUUACUUUUUCAAAUGGAGUGCUGAAGCAACAUUGUAGUGGGAAGAAGAUAUGCCCUAAGGGAGUUUAUUAUGGAGCUCCGCUUGUUAUAAGUGACAGUUGUGAAGAGAGCCAAGCCAAGUUUGAAAGAACGAAAGGUACAUUUACACACCAUACAUAUACACCGUGUGCAAAACAUUCAUGUGUUUACUAUAUUAAGUCAUUUCCCGUUCGUGUCUAUGUAUUGAACUGUUUUAAUAUGAUGUAAGAUGAGUUUGUUUCAACAAGGUAAAUUGAAAAAUUGAAUGCCCUUUGUGGUCACGGCGUAGUUCCCACGUCCAGUGACGUCGUUAAGUCACGUGAACUACAAGAACUUCAAAUAUAUUUUAUUUUUAUUGUUUCAUUUUGUCAGCGAAGGAGCCCACAGACUCCUCCUUAGAUUUAUUGGUCUAAAUCUCUCUCAAUAAAUAGAAACCAAAAGAUCAAAAGGUAAGGUGAGAACGGGACCUGAAGUCCCAUGCAGGGCACCUCCCAAGUACAACAGCAAAAAUCGCCCAUAAAAAGAAAAUCUUAAGCAAUGCUUACGAGACUAUUGUUGCCAAUGGCAACCAUAAUUACGUGCUAUACCCCGUGAACAAGCUUUAUCGGGGUCAAAAACAUUUGCUAACUCAUCAUUGCACAAUUUAGUUAUUGUUAUUUAAUAUCAGGUAAAUCUCUUCGACAUGUGGCCAGCGGAUUGUGUGUCCAUCCAGAAGGAGGCGUGGCAUAUGAUGGAGUAAGACUUGUUUUGUGGGCCGGAUGUGAUCUAGACAGACUCACUUUAAAUUUUUUAGCGCAUGGUAAGGAUACAUUAAGUAUUGGUUGAUAUUGCUUACUCAAGUUUGUGUGAUAGGAUUUCUUUUGAAUAUAAUCCGGUAGUUUCCAUUUUGUGGUAUCAAUAUACUACGCAAUGUGAGCUCUUAUUAAUUAUUGGAUGAUAACCAAAACCAAUGGCCAAAUCGUCUCGUCCUCCUAGUGAUUAAAUCUCCCCCUUGCAAGCGUUCGCAAAUACUUCAAUAGUUGGCCGUCUAAGCAGUGCCGAAAGGAACAGCAAUAAAAUUUUCAUCGUCAACAUAUUAUGUUAAUUUGGCAUCGUUGUCAAGGUGCAAUUCAUCGAAGAGCUGGCGACUGUCAUGUAGUCUGAUAUUUCUCAAGAAUUUCAAGAAUUUUUCGAGACCUGAAUUCGUCAGUUCAGUUACUAAAGAAACUGCUGUUGUUAAAACCGCAUUCUUAACGUGCGGAUGCGUCCCGAAUUGGCGGGAAAACGCUUGCUCCGCAGGCUACAGGCAUUGAGUAAAAGCAAUUUAAGUGAUACAACAGCAUUUAUGAAAUAAACACGAAAACCCUAAAAGCAGUUACACUAUAUUCCCAUUUUUCAUUAGAUUGCCUGGCUUCUCUCGGCGUGGCUGACCGCAGCGUUAUUCCCGAUAGUCGCAUCUCAGCUUCAAGUCAUUUGCAAGGCUACCAAGCCAAAGAAGCUAGGUUACACAGCUUAAAGGGUUGGUGUGCAGCAAGAAAAGAUAAGAAGCAGUUUAUCCAGGUUGACUUGGGGCAGGUAAAUAAUCAUUUACUCUCAUUUUGAGGAUCAUUUCCUUUAAGCAACCAUCUCCUACUUGCUCUCUUAAGCUACGGUAAAACGCGCAUAACAGGUUUGAUUUGUGGCUGUUCAAAAGGUCAAUAACGCUAUUCAACUCGUUUUGCUGCAAUGUUGCAGGGUAGAUGUACAUUCCCCUUCCUCCCCCCCCCCCCCCCGCACCCCCCCCCCCCCCCCCGGCAAAGAAAAGUUGGUGUUCCUCAAGAGAUCAAUUAGCGCUGUGGAGACAAAGUUUUACCACUUACUUACUAACUAACCACUCACUAACCGUUAUCGAUGACCUUUUAUCUUCUUAUAUUCAUCUCCUGCUGAAUUCCUUUAUUCAUCGGUUCAACAGAGCCUGAUUUCAUUCUGUCUUUAUUAUAGGCUAAGAAGAUAUCGGCUGUCAUUCUAAGCGGCACUGAUCAUGGUGACGUAACAGGUUACUCUCUGCACUACAGUCUGGAUGGUCAACAGUGGACGGUGUGGUCAAGCAAGCCUCGUGUCGCUGUAAGGAAAACACACGUAUAUUUUUUUCAAUCAACUUCAAGGAUUAAGAUGCUUAGUAGUUGUUCUUAAAAUAAGUGGAUAAUGUAACCAACAGUUCUGCAUUUUGAUCAUACAUUUAUUUUGAGAAAUUGUCGAUAAUGGUGUUGCCAAUAUAUACGUCCUGCUUAAUAUUGCUAAGACCUGCAAUGUCAAAUAUCUUGUUGCGUGAUAAGUAGAGAAAGAUGGGAAAUGUUGAGCUCAAUGACUAAUGGUAAGUACAUCUUGUUACUGAGAGUCUUUGAAACACCAUAUUCAUUGAUCUUACAGGCGUUUUGCUACAGGGGGGAGUGUGUUCCUUCAGCAGAUACUCAUUGUCGCGAUCUGUGGGGACCAGGUAUAAAAAUCACUGAUCAAUUAAGGUUUCUGGGAAACUGCCCACCUACCCCUCCCCUACGCCAAAAUUUUGCCCUAAAUGAGAAUAAAGUGUUAAUGCUGGCUUAAGGGAGGGGUAGGUGAACAGUUUCCCAGAAACCUAAAUUUAUCCAAAUUCACUUUCCUUAGCUGAGUUUUGAUGUACUUUUAAAGCAUCGCUUGUCAUUUUUUUUUACUCUAAUUUUAAGUUUACUGUUUGAAACUCCCGUGAUAAAAAUGUAAAUCGAUUGAUGAGUAACGUUUUCGGACUAACGCCCGUGCGAAAGUUAAGAUUAAGAUCGGGUGAUUCACCAACUAUUAUUAAUAACUGGAGUCUGGUUUUCAAAAUAUUCCCUGUAUUUUCUCUUUUUUAGAGGCGUCAUCUGCUCACACAGCCUGUUAUCGACAUUUUAACGUCAAGGCCCAGGGAUUUGGUACUUGCAGUAGCCGGACAAAUCUACUGUGUGCAAAAGAGUAAGUAUCAGACAGUUUAGUAUUAAACUGCUCUUCGGCCCCAAACAAUGAGUAGAACCUUCUCGUUAACAUCAUUAUAAUGUAGCUUGGGUAUCCCCGGUUAAGUUUGCUGCAUUUUUUAAAAGAGUUUUCCUUCGUCUCAUUUUUAGCUUUCUUUUCUUUCCUUUUUUUCACAUAUUUACCUCUCCUUGUCAAGCCCCUUUAAUUUUUUUCAAUUCAAUUCAAUUCAAUAGACACGCCAAAUGCGGACAGCUGCAGUGCUCCAGCUCAAAAGAGAGACCUGUGGUAGAUUAUGGUAGUUUCUACGAACUAAAAACCCUAACAACAGGAGAAAAGUGCAGGUAAUUUUAAAACAGUUAACAGGCCAAAAGCUUACUUCACACCAUAAAACAACAGGCACGCCCUUGUGAGAGAAUCCGGAUUUCGGAGUCCGCGAAAUUUUUGCUUGUGAAAUGCAAAACCCUAGGAAUCCGGAAUCCAAGACUGGAAGACUGGAAUCCAGUACCUGGAGUCCAGAAUCCACGGCCAAGAAUCGACUAUCAUAGGCCGUCUAGAAUCUAUUUACCUCGCAUGGGGUGAAACAAGUGCAACUGUAGUAGCCUGAGAAAACAGACGACAUUUCGCAACCAAACCGGUUUCCCCGCGAAAUGACUUUUUUCAAAAUUUCACAAGCGGCACAACCAAUCAGAAGCACUACCCAGAUCUGUGUAGUAACGCGUCAUCAGUAUGGAAUUGCUGCUCUCGUUUCUUAGCCGUCAUUUGUCGGGGAAAACGUUGGUGGCUCGCGAAAUGUCUGUUUUCUCAGGCUAAAACUUUAGCAACUAUUUUGCUUGCAGGGUAGCAUCUCUAAAGAGAGGUAGCGGGCGCGAUCUUGUUGGUAUGGUUAAGGAUGGAACAGUGUGCGGACAUCAAAAGGUACGCACUACUAUAGGCAUUUGCCUUGCCUUGUCCGCUUUCAGCGAAAGCUUGAUGGAUUACUAGUAACAAAUAUAGUUUGGGAAAAGGUAGAGGCUUUGUUGUGUAGCACUAGACGUUUUAUGUGUAUAUAUUAUAAUAAGAAAGUAAUGCAAAAAACUGAAAACGACAGUGUCCUGAUUUUACUUUCAAAAAAGGGAAGUUGUCGUUGAAUUGGUGAAGAUCACUUGUUUUGUCACAACAAGCAGGGACGUAUUAGGCUGAAGUUCCACUUGCGGAAUAAAUGAAUCACGUGACCAGGAUACAAUUCCAUGUCUUUGCUGUUAUUUUUUUUAAAAAGUCCCUUUUUGAUGAUGUGCCAGUUCAAAUCUUGAUAACAUGUUUAUGAUGAAGAAAGCAAUAGUUUUAGCUUUAGUUCAUGAAAACGAAUCAUAUGUACAAAGAAAUUUCGCAGAUCUGCGUAGCCAAUCAGUGUGUUGGUUUGGAUCAGCUUUCUUCAAAGCGAUGUCCAAGAAUCGCCGGAAAAGAGUGUGCAGGAAAAGGGGUAGGUUUUCCAUAAACUGCUAUUGUUGUUGUUGUUGUUGUUGUUUGAUUGUUUGUUUAUUCAAACCUGGCUUUUAGUUUGGUCUCAUUAGAACAAAGGGGAUAACCUUUAAGCUUAUCCUCCUACUGAGUAAUUCAAAGCUAUCCAGAAAUCCCUGAUGUGGAGCCUGCAUUAGCGCCAGCGGCUUACUCGGAUGACCGAAAUAAAGACAGUUUCGACUUUUUUCGAAAAUUGAAAGGUUAAAGGUAUUCCCUUUAGCUUUUCUGACUCCAGAAGGUAUUAAGCAUUCUUGCGUGCCCUUGUCCCCAUUGGGGCAGGGGUGCUCUGGAUUUCAAGUGACGAGGACGAUCGAUGGAGUUUUUCGGGGUUUGAAUUUUUUUCUCCCGGGAUUUUUUUGUGGUAGGAAAAAGGAAAAAUUGGCAAGUAUUUUUUUUGGUGGUUUGAUUUAAUAAGGGAUAUUUUUUUUUCUGCAAAUUCGUGAUAACUUCAGAUAGUAUGACGAAUAAACAAACACAAACAUUCAAUUUCUAAUGUUUCCAUUCUUUGAGUUUUAUCAUUUAACAAUUGCUUCCUGGAAAUUUUUAAAGCGUGGAAGUGAUUCCACGUGGGAAUUUUGGGGGUUUAAUUUUGGUCCAGGGAUAUUUUUUUGGGGGGGCGGGGCAGGGGACGGUUGUUUGAAGUCCUAGGGAUUUUUUGGGUUUUGGUUUUUUCCCCUAUUCGAUUAUCUCCUUAACUUGAAAUCUGAAGUUCCCCUCUCUAGGCCCUCGUCUCAGAACUUGCAUGAUCAUAGGCACACUUGAUUUGAAUUUCCCGAGGGAAUAUCAAACCAAUCUCACUGUGAAUAAUUACUUUCGCGUAGAUAAUAGACUUUUCCGGGAUCCCUUGGGGAGCCAAUUCUUGCCGUAUGUCGCAAAAUAAGCGGCUGAAACUACAUAAACUACAUGUCAUGAAAAAAAAUAUUAAAGAAGACGAGAAAUAUAUUGGGCGAAAAUAUUCUUGAGGAUAGAAAACCGUCCGUCACUUACCUCAAGCAUUUGCCAGGUUGGAACCCACUGGUACAAAACAGCCAGAGAAACCUCAAUCCCACUGAAUCAAUUAAAAUAAUAUCUUCGCACGCACCAGACUUUAAACAUCCUCAUCAGUUUUUAAGGAAUUUCAGCUCCCCUUUCGCUGUCUAACCCGCAUAUUAUGAACAUUUCCUUAGGUCGGUGUCCUUCACUUCAACUGUCCGUUUUUCCUUUCAGUUAUGUAAUUUUUCCAGGUUCAUUCCUUUUAAGUCAACAUCGUAUGCCGCGUAUUAAGUUAUUCGCAAAUUGGAUACGAUUAAAGGGUCCGCUUUUCAAAGAAAACUGUCCAAAUACUGGGUCAUCAUUACCACCACAAAAUGACCGAAGACUCCGGCUAGUUUUCUCCUCCAACUACAAUAUAUCCAAGACUCAUAACUAGCUCAACCGACUGGUGUGAAAUAUGUCUCACCUUCUCGCUUCGAAGAAUACUUUUGAUCAGCGGCCUUCUUUUAGUUACUACGUUGUGUUUUAUAUCAUCAUGGUCCUCCUGACCUCAAUCCUGACACCCAUUGUAGCAAAAGCGGCAUACACCAACUAAGGCGGUCCUCGAAUUCGAUGUAAUCUGUGCGCAUACGUUAGUACAAGUUUGACCCGCAAGAAAAUGCCCGUAAAUUUUGGCCAUGCAACAAUUGCAGCUUGCAGUGUCGAAAUGUUUCUUGAUCUAGUAAUAUCACGCCAAAAAUCCAACGUGGUCGGCCAUCAUAGAUCUUCGUUCAAUUUAACAAAAUGAGGUUAUUGGCUAAAAAAAUUUCUAAAAUAAACUUGAGAAAACCAAAGCUGGUAUACACCAAAUUCGAUGAAGUAUGCGCCAAAAAAAAAAAAAGAAAUUUAUAUAAAGGAACAAGGGUCAUUACCAGAGCGGAGUAAAGAAAACAUAUACCAAAAUCCUAAGAUAAACAUAUUAACGCACUCAAAAUGGUAUUAAAAAUCCGGUGACUUGCUGAAAGUAGUAGCUUCUAGAACCUGUUAGCUAGUAUGUCCAGUGUAAACUGAAGGAUAAUUAUUUGGUUACCUAUGUACUAUAUUCUUGUUCCUUUAGGUUUGUACUAACAGUGGGAAGUGUCAUUGUCAAGGGAACUUCGAUCCAGAUACCUUUUGUCGCACUGGUAAUAAAAAUGACUGAGGGAAUAUUUCGGCUAGUACGUUCACAUGCCCGCACCAGACGAAUUUUCGACCGGCUGAAAAAUAUCACCAGGCACGUCGUUCACACGGAAGGCGCUCAACAUUCAUCGCUCAGAUCACACGGAAAUUUGAAUGGUUAGGCGUCAAAAUUUCGGCGCACAUUAGUUUUCAACCGGUCGAAAAUCCAUCCGCCGGGCGAGUGCCGUUGGAGCGCAUAACCCUACUCCAGCCUUAAAAUGAAAACGAAGCAAGUAAAGAGGACCUUUAUCUUCCUCUUCCCUCUUCUUGUCACGAUAAGUUCUCCUCUUACGCCAAAAUUGCGCUCGUUUCUGACCGUCGGCUGGUUUAAGCAACUAUAGAAACAUUUUAUUUAGUUCUUGAUUCAUUCUUACUUCUCCUUAGUCGUGAACCUUAAAUUUCUGUACAGGUAAAUGCUAUUUACAAAACAUACUAGAGAGCUUUAGAUUCUAAGACGAAUACGACUGCGAGUACCAGAUUUUCCAAAUACUGAGUAUUUCUCACGCGCGAACCAGCGUCAUUUUGGCGGGAAAACGUGAUAGCCGUCGUCAUUCUACUACGAGUUGCGGCGAGAAUGUCGUAGUGCCGGAAAGAAGUUAUCAAAUAUAAGAAGUUUUAUCAUCCGGGAAAGGGCUUAAACUCUUUCAGUAUAAAUAUCCGCACUAACGUUUUUGGUUAAAAAAAAAAGUAAAAUGAAGCUUUCCAGGUGUCUUUUUUUAGAACACGCGUGAAAACUUUAAGGUAAAUCUCGUACUCGUACUCGUUCUCGUCCUCAGAUCUAAAGCUCUCUUUUAUUUACAGUUAACCAGAAUAGAUGCUUUGGGGACAAUCAUUAGAAUCUACCUAAUCCGCCACCUAUUUAAGAUCAUGGUUCAUUGUCCAGUUAACGAAUAGAAAAUUCAAAGAAGAGAGCACAUUUUACCGUUUUUGCAUCUAUGGCUCAUGAAGUGUUUCAUGUUAUUUAUUUAUUUAUUUUGGAAAUUUCAGCGAAACAAGCUCGCUCAGGCGGGUGGGGUCAGUGGUCUGAAUGGACGAACUGUACACGAAUUUGUGGAGGAGGAACGCGUAAAAGGCAUCGCUUUUGUAACAAUCCAGUACCAUCCAAUGGAGGACAAAACUGUGUUGGGAACAGAUUAGAGAAAGAGGCCUGUAACAGUGAUAAAUGUCCAGGUAAACAAUAGUGAGAGGUUACAUGAUCACUUAUUAUGCAUAAUAAAGUACUGCUAUUCUGGCAGGUAAGAAAUCAUGCAGUUUGAGGAAGAUCUUCUCGGCAAUCUAUCGAGUAGAUUGUCUCCAGUUUCGAGACAAUGUAUUUCUUCUUCUUCUGUUUCUUCCUCUGUAUCUUCUUCUUUUGUUCGUUGCUUUUUACAUGUUCUUAGAACAGUAUGUAACAAAGAAAAAAACUUUUUGAAAAAUUUUUUUUACUGUCUAUAUGAAACGUUUUUAAUUGUUAAUAUAAUAACUGCUUCAGAUUAACGAUUUAAAGGAGAAUUCCAGUCUAUAAUUUCAAUCGAUUGUGAUAAAUUGUGACCAUUAAACUUUCAAACUUUUCAGUUCGAUACUCAUUUUAAUGUUAUUUCAGUUCUGGAAAAUAUCCUAAGUGUUCUAGUACAGACACAAAGAAUAGAUGAAAGAAUUUUUACGUUACGAUCUCUGAUUGCUUUAGAGGUUCAUUCUUGUCAGCACCUCUUUUCUGUUGGGAAGGAAACUGGUGUCAAGUUUCCGGACGGAGUGUAUAAGAUCAAUCCUGACGGUAAAGGAAACGUGGACACUUAUUGCGACAUGUCACGUGAUGGUGGUGGGUGGACACUAUUGGUUACAAGUCACACCAACACGUGGACAGCUAGUGACGUCAGAAAAAGAAACCAAAAUCGACCAACGCUGAACGGAGAUUUCUCGAUCUUGUAUAAGGCAGAUGACAUCAAGGACAUGGUGUGGAGUUAACUGGUAGCGCUUCAAGUCGUCCGUGCGCGGGGAUAUUAAUGAAACAAAUUUUUGUCACAUAAAGGUCGUUGGGGUGGAAUCUGGCGGGCUCCCAGAGAUUAUACCUUCUCCUUGCUAG